Molecule: messenger RNA, 1471 nt
Organism: Olea europaea var. sylvestris
Lineage: Eukaryota; Viridiplantae; Streptophyta; Magnoliopsida; Lamiales; Oleaceae
Product: ER lumen protein-retaining receptor A-like
Exons: 7
Coding region: 131-778 (215 amino acids)
Biological process (GO): endoplasmic reticulum to Golgi vesicle-mediated transport; protein retention in ER lumen
Cellular component (GO): cis-Golgi network; membrane; endoplasmic reticulum
Molecular function (GO): ER lumen protein retrieval receptor activity
Source: RefSeq, a predicted model, not a curated record
UAUAAAAUUUAGAACCCCGAAAGUAAAACUGCCCAAUAACUCUCUUUCUCCUAUCGAGAUUCCAAUUUAUAAUUCGUUUGAACUUGAAGCCCUCCCUCUUCCUCUCGAUUUUUGUCCAAAUUUUACAACCAUGAAUAUUUUUAGAUUCAUCGGGGACAUGACACAUUUGAUUAGCAUUUUAGUUCUUCUUCUUAAAAUCUAUGCUACUAAAUCAUGCUCAGGAAUUUCGUUGAAGACACAGGAGCUGUAUGCACUUGUGUUCUUGGCUCGGUAUCUAGAUUUGUUUACUGACUUUAUUUCAGUGUACAACACCAUUAUGAAGUUAGUAUUCAUCGGGAGCUCUCUAGCAAUUUUGUGGUGUAUGCGGUUCCAUCGAGUUGUGAGGCGAUCAUAUGACCAUCAGCUAGACACAUUCAGGCAUUAUUUUCUUGUCGGGGCGAGCUUUCUCUUGGCACUUCUUGUCCAUGAGAAGUUUACAUUUCAGGAGAUAUUUUGGGCAUUUUCAAUAUACUUGGAGGCUAUUGCAAUUAUCCCCCAAUUGGUUCUGUUGCAAAGGAGUGGAAAUGUGGACAAUCUGACAGGACAAUAUGUUUUCUUCCUUGGGGCCUAUCGAGCAUUCUACAUCCUGAAUUGGAUCUACCGGUAUUUCACAGGGCAGCAUUUCAGUCGAUGGAUUUCUUGCUUUGCUGGCCUAGUCCAAACUGCUCUUUAUGCAGACUUCUUCUACUACUACUUCAUCAGCUGGAAAACUAAUGCAAAACUGCAGUUGCCAGCCUAAGAUGACAAAGAUUGAAUGGGAAAAAUUGAUACGUGGCUCAACCUCUUGUUUAACUAGGAGAAAAAUAGUGUUCAUACGACAAUUACUUUUAAAGAUGCUAGUGGAAGUUUCAAAACUGUAGAGAUUUGUAAUUCCACGGAAUCUUUUGUUAGAAGCGGAUAUUGAUAUUUCCAUGCAAGAAUCUUCUGAGACAAAGCAAAAGGAAGAUUUGUGUUUGUGGGUGUAUUCUUUUUUCCUUUUAUAAUAGAAAUAUGAGAUUGAUUAUUCAAAUCUCACGAGUACUCACAUAUAGGGAGGAUUUGUAGUUGGAUAAAGAUUUUGCCCCGGGUGAGUCAUUGUGUGUUAAUUAUUCUUUGCACUAUUUUUGGAUUUGGGCUCUAGUAACAGAUGUAGUUUGGCAUGUCUCCAGCCUUGUUACCCUUGGCUCGAAACACCGUCAUCUCACCUCCCGUUCGUCAAAGAUGAAUUUAGUGCAAAAUAAGCACAUAUGAUGUGCUUUAUGCUUUAAGAUCACGAUUUAGGUCAGAGCAUACAGUGGAUGAACCCGAUUUUGAGCGAGCAUUGUAUAACUCUGAUUUUUCCUUCUCGUCUUAAUCUGUUCCUUUUUUUGAACCUCUUAGCCCCGUUAUUGGAAUAUGUACAGUGUAAGAAACGAUCAAGUUAUGAUGGUGAACUAGGCAAAUUUUCCUUGGC